Molecule: messenger RNA, 2076 nt
Organism: Penaeus monodon (black tiger shrimp)
Lineage: Eukaryota; Metazoa; Arthropoda; Malacostraca; Decapoda; Penaeidae
Source: RefSeq, a predicted model, not a curated record
GCUGAUGAUAUUGUCAGAGAAUGCAGAACAGUGUAUCCUGCUGUUCUCUUUAAAUUGUUGAAGUUAUGAUCUGUUACGAGACUGGGGUUCUUAGUGUUAUGAGAAUUACCAGAAGGAUCUGUCCGUUAGACAGAUUCAGAUGCUACUAAAUGGCUUUCGAUGUAUUGUAGUGUUUAAUCAACAGUUACAAUAAUAUCUGCCAGCAUUUCUAACUUUUAAAGAGAAGAAACUAACUGAAACCAGAUGCGGAUAUUCUAUAUUUUCUAAAUGACGUGACAUAGAAGUGUGCAAACAUGGCAGACUUGGACAAACAACACAUUCGCGACCUGAUUGCCCAAGGCAACAGGUUUGAAGCAAUGAACAUCUUUUUGCAAAGCAAGUUUGGAAAACCAUGUGCUACUGAGAGCAGUGUGAAGAUCAAGCGAGAGGCUGGGGAGCCCUCACUGAAGACAAAAAAGGGAAAAGAAAGCAACCAGGAAAAGGUGUCCCCACCUAAGGAGAACAGCACAAGCAGCCACACCAGCUCACCUGCGCCUGGAGAAAUGGCACUCGUGCCUGAAGUGGAGCUCAAGGAGGAUGAGAACUUAGACGUGGAUAUUGAGACAGUGGACCCCCUGAGUGAGGGCUUGCUACCCCGGCCACACAUGCUGGACCAUGGAGUUGCACCACCACUCAUGGGCCAGCCACAGCACAACAUCCAAGGUUACAACCAGAUGAGUGGGAUGGGGCACUAUGGAGCCCCCCCAGGGGGACCCUAUGGCCCCUACUGCGUGCAGGUGCCACAGUAUGGGCCACGGGCAGAUGGCACACACACAGGCUCUGUGUGGUUAGACCCCUCAGCCCAGCAGCCUCAUCCCCUUCACCCUCACCACCCACAUUUUACACCAUACUCCUCAACAGCAGCAGCAGGAAAAUGCAGAUUUUACACCAAGGGUACAGCGUGAAAAGCAGCCAGUUCCAAAUGACUUGCACAAAAAGACACACCAGAAGUUCUUCCGAGAUCAAGGUCGGCCAUACAUUUCCCGUGCGACUGGGAAGGAGAUACGAGGCCGUGCAAUGGGUCCUCCAUGUAACUGUAAAAAGAAGUGUUGGUCAAAAAUUGAACAUGGGGCUGAAGAAAUUUUCUCAGCCUUCUGGGACAUGGGCAACUUUGACGAACAAAAUGUGUAUCUUUAUGGUAAUAUUUCAAUUAAGCCAGUGAGUCGGCAUUAUGUAAAGGGGUCAAACAGACGAACCUACACUUUUACCUACUGGUGCAAAAUAAGAGGAAAACAUGUGGAAGUGUGUAAGGAAAUGUUCAUGGGUGUUCACGGCCUCCAGAACAGCAGAGGAAGAAUCGGAAACCUCAUGAAGCAGAUGAAGGAUGGAAACCUGCUCCCAAAACCCGACCAGCGUGGCAAGCAUGCAAACCGCCCAAACAAGUAUACAGAGCAAAGUCUGCAAGGAGCCAGACAGCAUAUUGAAAUGUACAUCAAUCGUAAUAUGACAUUAAAAAAAAUGUACAGAGAUUUUUAUGUGCCGUGGUGUGAAGAACACAAAUUAGUACCUGUCAGUGAAGACAAAUAUCGGCGAAUUUAUUCAGAAGAGUAUAAAGUCUCCUAAUGUUUUUAUUUUUAUAGUAUAAUCAAAAAGAGUGAGCAGGUACAACUAAUCAUUCAGUCCUCAUUAUGUUUGAAAGUUGAGUGGAACUUGACUUUGAAAUUAACCAUUUUGCAUGUCUGCCAAGUUCUUAAACUGUGAGUUUGAGAAUUAUCAUUUCAUUUUUAGUUUUCUAAAGAAUAACCCCUACUCAUGUCAAGAAUUUUGUCAGAUUAAUUUUAUUAGAACUUUAUUGUCAGAUGAAGAUAUUUUAUACAAAGGAUGAAGGGGUGAGUUCGUCUUAAUCGUUAUCAUUAUCAUUAUGAAUUCAUGAACAAAUCACAUCUAAAUCAUAUUCCACUGAGUGCAUUAAAGUGUAAUUUUGCCUCAUUAAAAUUCACCCAUUACAUUCCACUACAAUAACAGUCCUUUUACAGUAUGGUGUUUAAAUUUAGAACUUUUCCAGUGUAUGAAAUAUCCAUAAAAUGGGUAAAGAAA